CGGACGUGCAGCAGGUGCUGGCACAAGCCCUGGCUGGGACGUGGGGCUCGCUCGAGCAGGCCCGCGCGGGGGCUCGGGGUCGGUCAGCGGGCCGCCGGGGGCCCAGGAAUCCGGGAAGCUGCACCCCUGCGUCCAGGGGAGGAAUUGUCCAGCAGCAGGGUGCUUGGGGCCAGCUCGUUCUCUCUUUGUCCAGAGCCUUAUGUAAGAGCAUUUCUCGGGAAACAGGAAGUCCUGCUUGCCAAGUUCAGCACAGGGAGUAGCGCAGGCCUUAUUCCAACACACCCGGCCUGGCCUUAACCCCAGAACGCAGCCGGUUGCUUCUUGCUUCCGCGACCCUGGUUUUCCUCCUCACUGACCCCCUCCCCUCCUUUCCCACCUGCCGUCCCUCUUAGCAACCGCCCCGGAGAUCUCGCCUGGGCCCUGGCCAGAGGGUCUUCCACGCUCACCCCCUGACCUCCACGCUGCCCAGCUUGCCCCUCCGUUCUGGCUCCUGGCACCAUGCCCCACCGCCAACCAACCUUCCCUCCCCCACUUCUGGGGCCGCCCCGGGGUUCCUACGCUCUGGCCGCUCCUCCUGGGUGUCACUGGCAGCCCCGUGCUUCCUAGAGAAACUGACACUAAAUUCUCCUGAGGCUGGCGGAGGGUCUCGGGACAACACUGGCCCCGCAGCAGGGUGCCAGGAGCACCAACAGUGCCCUGAGCUUGCUUUCUGCCUCCGUCCUUUUCAUUCUCAAGUUCCUUUUUAUUUCUCCCUUGCGUAACGCCCUUCUUCCCUUCUGCACCCCCACCCUCCCGGUCACCUCCUUGCCACCCCACUCCUGAGCCCACAGCUGUUGGCAGGGUCCCCAGCUCAUGCCAGCCUCAUCUCCUUCCUUGCCAGCCCCUAAAGGGCCCCUGGGAGACAUGGCCCCCAUCCGAGAGCCGGCUCGCUCCGUUGCCCUCUGGUUGAGUUGGGGGGCGGCUCUGGGGGCUGUGGCUUGUGCCAUGGUUCUGCUGACCCAACAAACAGAGCUGCAAACCCUAAGGAGAGAGGUGACCCGGCUGCAGAGGACCGGAGGGCCCUCCGAGAAGGGGGAAGGGGAUCCAUGGCAGAACCUCUGGGAGCAGGAACAGAGCCCUGGCGGCGCGGAAGCCUGGGAGAACGGGGAGAGAUCCCGGAGAAGGAGAGCCGUGCUCACCCGUAAACAGAAGAAGGACUCGGAUGUGACAGAACUCAUGUGGCAACCAGCUCUCAAGCGUGGGAGAGGUCUGGAGGCCCAAGGAUACUUUGUUCGAGUCUGGGAUGCUGGAGUUUAUCUGCUGUACAGCCAGGUCCUGUUUCACGAUGUGACUUUCACCAUGGGUCAGGUGGUAUCUCGGGAGGGCCAGGGAAGGCAGGAGACUCUAUUCCGAUGUAUUCGAAGUAUGCCCUCCAACCCCGACUGGGCCUACAAUAGCUGCUACAGUGCAGGUGUGUUCCAUUUACACCAAGGGGACAUUCUGAGUGUUGUGAUCCCCCGGGCCAGGGCGAAACUCAGCCUCUCUCCACAUGGAACCUUCCUGGGAGUUGUGAAACUGUGAUUGUGUUGUAAAGGUGGUUCUGAGCUUGGAAGACCAGGGUGGGUACAUUUCGGAGACAGCCAAGAGCCGAGGAGACAAAGGACAGGGAACAGGCAGGAGCAGAGGCCUGUUCAGAGUUUGACUGGAACCCCAGGUUUGACAGCUCCUGACUCUCCCUUCCUCCUCCUGCUCCCCUCCCCCCCCGGGGGGGUCUUUAAAUUCAUGGAUAUUAAAGAGACAGACUAUCGUUUUCUUUUUUUUUUUUUUUAAGUUCUCCAUCCAGCCCCAAAUUGAGGGAGUUGGGGGGGGGGAUGUCAGGCAUUGUCUAGACUUGCUCUGGAUUCCCACUGGAAUGCUUCCAGAACAGCACCACCAUCUAGCGGCAGUUUGAGACAAUCAUCUUGCCUGUGGGCAGAAGUCACGAAGCCUCCCUCCACUCAGAAGAAUCCUGGUCCCCUGUGCCACACCUCUCUCCAAGUACCCUCUGCCUCUUCACCCUACUGGCAACCUCUUCCUCACUUCCCUUUCUCCGUCUGUCGGGCCCCAGUUGCCGUCACUAUUAUCAGAGAUGUAAUUAUUAUGUGCCCGACAACGACGAUCCCCUCGCAGCUACAUUACUCAAGUUUUGCCUGUGACCCUCUCCAUUGCCGUGGCGCGGCAGGCCACUCUCUAGAGUGGAAAGGUUCACCGGGAAGCCUCGGAUGAAUCAUAAGCCCCAGUCCUGACACUCCUCUCAUCUCUUUCUGCGCAAGCCCUGCCUAAAAUUAAAGAAAUAAAUGAAACCUCAGAUCCA
This is a messenger RNA of Sus scrofa (pig), 2332 nucleotides long. It is a transcript of the gene TNFSF13, whose product is annotated as TNF superfamily member 13. NCBI's taxonomy places the organism in Eukaryota, Metazoa, Chordata, Mammalia, Artiodactyla, Suidae. The record is from RefSeq and is a predicted model, not a curated record. Gene Ontology annotation, molecular function: tumor necrosis factor receptor binding; receptor ligand activity. Gene Ontology annotation, cellular component: membrane. Gene Ontology annotation, biological process: positive regulation of isotype switching to IgA isotypes; immune response; positive regulation of B cell proliferation.